Molecule: messenger RNA, 1208 nt
Organism: Mycena citricolor
Lineage: Eukaryota; Fungi; Basidiomycota; Agaricomycetes; Agaricales; Mycenaceae
Source: the annotation of a GenBank genome assembly
CGACGACCUUGUGGUUGGCUGGGCACAGCGGGAAUUCGAUAUGUCGGAAUGUGACGCGGAUGCGGUAGCGGGGAUCGUGGCGAACGUGACGCGAUUCAAUGCGCAGUGCAAACCUGAGCUGCUCAACGCGAUGACGUCAGUUUGGUUGCGUAUCGAGAUCGUGUCGGGCUUUGAGAUUGUGCGCUUUCGCGUAAAGGUGCCUAUAGUUAGGCCUCCUUCACUCCUUCCUCAGCCUCUUUCUCUUUCCCCCGUUGCUGGCGCGCUGGUCCGACAAGCAACCUUACGAAGGCACCGGUGCCAAUCUUUGCUCUUUUCAUAGCCCUUCACACUAGCUGAGCUAAUGAUGCGCCCUUUGUUCACCUUGAUCUCAUUUGCUCUACUUGCUGCGUGCGUGUUGGCUGCGCCUGCAUCCGUGCGCUGGGCAGUCAACUGCGCAAUUAUUGACGAUGGGUCGCGGCUGCUCAGCACAAGCGCCGCGCCAGGAGACUUUGCGGUGUGCACGUACAAGGAUGCCGGGCCGUGUACUUAUUUUGCUGCACAUGGAUCGUUUUCGUCCGGAUCGAGUACGUGUCCUAGUCCAUAUCGACAUGUGCUGUUUGCAACCUUUCUGCUCUCGACUACAUUUGCCUGUACUGCCACACCGCUCACGUAUGGGUACCGGCUAUUCAACUGCGAGGAGUACCCCAAAACCACCUACCAUAUGGGGCGAUGGCGACGCGUGCGCGGUGCCCACGAUCGAGAAGCGUCCAAAACUGGGAUGACGACUUUGAAUUCAACGCCCAAAGCGCGCGAAGCUCACCGUCCGACGCAUCCACCUCUCACGAUCACGACAUUCGCUCUUCACCACCACAUCCAGAACACGUCCACAAGGAGUCCCAGAAUAGCGCCGAGAACUGGGACGACUUCUACCAAGACGAAACGACGCACGCAGCGACAUCUCUCCCAGUGCAUGCACAAGCACCGCAUCACGCAUCCUCCGGGUCCUCUGCUCACGGAGACGAUGAAGGCAUCAACUCACGGCCUCACUCUGCUCAUCUCCCCUAUGUAUAUUUCUCCUCCCAGAUGUGAUCCCGUUGCAAACGUGGAUCCUGACCUCAUUUCUCCACAAAAUUUUAUGAAAAUUAUAUCCACAUGUAGCUUAAGGUCCCCUGGACCCUAGUAAUGUAUAUUUCCCCUCCCAGAUGCGAUCCCGUUGCAAACGUGGAUCC